AUGCCUUCCUUGGUCCAGGAGCCCAAGGUGCAAGGCAGGUUGCUGGUUGUGUCUAAUCGCCUUCCGAUCACGAUCAAACGCUCUGACGAUGGCACAUACGCAUUUUCCAUGUCAUCCGGCGGUCUCGUCACCGGUCUGAGCGGAUUAUCAAAGAGCACUACCUUCCAAUGGUACGGCUGGCCCGGCCUGGAGGUGCCAGAUGCUGAAGCUGGACCCAUGGUGAAGCGACUGAAGGACGAGUAUAGCGCAGUCCCAGUCUUUGUCGAUGAUGAACUUGCAGACAGGCAUUACAAUGGCUUUUCCAAUUCCAUCCUCUGGCCCCUCUUCCACUACCACCCCGGAGAAAUUACGUUCGAUGAGUCGGCAUGGGCUGCAUAUAAGGACGUUAACCGUCUUUUCGCGAAGACAAUGGCAAAAGAUGUACGAGAUGGCGAUUUGAUAUGGGUCCAUGAUUACCAUCUUAUGCUCUUGCCAGAGAUGUUGCGGGAGGAAAUUGGCACGACAAAGAAGAAUGUCAAGAUCGGCUUCUUCCUCCACACCCCGUUCCCGAGCAGUGAAAUAUACAGGAUUCUGCCUGUGCGAGAGGCUCUACUCCUAGGUGUUCUUCACUGCGACCUGAUUGGUUUCCAUACCUACGACUACGCCCGACACUUCUUGAGCAGUUGCUCGAGGAUCUUAGAAACCCCAACAACUCCGAACGGUGUCGAGUUUCGAGGUAAACAUGUUACGGUUGCUGCCUUUCCCAUCGGGAUCGAUCCAGAUAAAUUUGUCGACGCCCUGGAGAAGAAGUCGGUACAAGACCGUAUCGCCGUGCUCGAGCGUAAAUUUGCAGGCGUCAAAUUAAUUGUUGGAGUUGAUCGACUCGAUUAUAUCAAGGGAGUUCCCCAGAAACUGCACGCUCUGGAAGUGUUUUUGACAGAACACCCUGAAUGGAUCGGCAAGAUCGUCUUGGUCCAAGUAGCAGUCCCAAGUCGACAAGAUGUUGAAGAAUACCAGAAUCUUAGAGCUGUCGUCAAUGAGCUCGUUGGAAGAAUCAACGGCAAAUUUGGCACGAUCGAAUUCAUGCCGAUCCACUUCCUUCAUCAGUCCGUCAACUUCGAGGAACUCACAGCGUUAUACGCCGUCUCCGAUGCUUGUCUGGUCUCAUCAACUCGCGACGGCAUGAAUCUUGUCUCCUACGAGUACAUUGCGACUCAGCGGAAGCGACAUGGCGUCAUGAUCCUUUCCGAAUUUACGGGCGCUGCGCAGUCUCUGAACGGUGCGCUCAUUGUCAACCCGUGGAAUACCGAGGAACUCGCUGGCGCUAUUCACGACGCUGUAACGAUGUCUCCUGAGCAGAGAGAAAUCAGCUUCAAGAAACUGGAGAAGUACGUCUUCAAGUAUACGAGUGCCUGGUGGGGCGAGUCAUUUGUGAGCGAGUUGCUCAAAAUCAGUGAUCACGCCGACAAGAAACAAAAGAGGAUCGAGAGUGGUGCUACGGACCCGUCGAAUGAGGUCGCUGACGGUGUUACAACGACAGUCGCUACGUGA
Amorphotheca resinae ATCC 22711 is the source of this 1530-nucleotide messenger RNA. RefSeq names its product glycosyltransferase family 20 protein. Gene Ontology annotation, biological process: trehalose biosynthetic process; cellular response to heat. Bases 1 to 1530 code for a protein of 509 amino acids. NCBI's taxonomy places the organism in Eukaryota, Fungi, Ascomycota, Leotiomycetes, Helotiales, Amorphothecaceae. The transcript has 3 exons. Gene Ontology annotation, molecular function: alpha,alpha-trehalose-phosphate synthase (UDP-forming) activity. Gene Ontology annotation, cellular component: cytosol; alpha,alpha-trehalose-phosphate synthase complex (UDP-forming). The record is from RefSeq and is a predicted model, not a curated record.